This is a messenger RNA of Zerene cesonia (dogface butterfly), 973 nucleotides long. RefSeq lists its product as uncharacterized. The transcript has 3 exons. NCBI's taxonomy places the organism in Eukaryota, Metazoa, Arthropoda, Insecta, Lepidoptera, Pieridae. Bases 1 to 660 code for a protein of 219 amino acids. The record is from RefSeq and is a predicted model, not a curated record.
AUGACGCAAAUUUUGUCAGUUUACUUCGCUGCAUCAGUUCUAGUUGCAUUGUGUCAUUGUGUGUCCACAAAAGUGGAUGUUUUUGAAGAUGAGAACUCUCCUACGUCCAGUAAAGAAGAGGAAGACGUUGAAGUUAAACACACCAUAGUUGUGUCAACGAAACUCAAAAACAACAGAGGAGGUUUACACACAUCAGGCGAUCAAGAAGCAUUGUUUCUAUCAAGAGGGAAUACACAUAAAGACACUGACAGCGGAGAGGUCCCGAUCGUGAAAGCUUAUAAAGCGGUAGAAACUACUGCGAUACGCACACCCGAUACGCGUCUCAAGAAUCAAACUCCAAGAACAUUUAUCAAAAAUUCUAGAGAUGAAGUCGAUUUCUUCCCGAACACAGCUUUCAGUCCUGUCUGGAAACCAUCGACAUUCUACAAUAAUGUAUACUAUUGGAACCAAGACGAUUUCUAUAAUAUCGCGAGAGGGAAUAGACCAGAUUAUCGUAGUAUAAACAGAAGACCUAAUGAUGACGGAGUCCGGGAAUUUUAUUGUCGUAAGUGCAGGGAACUCAGUAAUGGCAGAGGAUGUGUGCAAAAAACAAAUUCGUGGCUUCGUGAGAGCACGACUCAAAAGACAAAGGUAGAUGGUAAAUUAGCGAAAUUAAACUAAUAGUCUUCUCAUGACUUGUAGUAAAAACGAGAUGAUGCUAUCUGUAACCUUGAAGCGAAACACGGGCAUGCGAUCAUAGUCACUGCAUGAUGGUAAUCACUAUUAAAUAUUUUAUGUAUCUGUGGUAAAUAUCGUGGCUUCAUAAUACAUGUGUUGCCUAGUAUAUUGGAAUAUAAAGUUAUGAUGUAAAUAAUUACUUCAUCUCAUUAAGUUUUGCAGCAUAAAUAAUAAUUUAUUUUUUGGUAUAUACAGUCCUCUGCAUGAAUGAAUGAAUAUUCUGAACUUUUUAUAUAACAAUAAAGAAAACUUAUCA